Molecule: messenger RNA, 1588 nt
Organism: Daphnia pulicaria
Lineage: Eukaryota; Metazoa; Arthropoda; Branchiopoda; Diplostraca; Daphniidae
Product: spermine oxidase-like
Exons: 5
Coding region: 1-1443 (480 amino acids)
Molecular function (GO): polyamine oxidase activity
Source: RefSeq, a predicted model, not a curated record
AUGACGACUUUGAUUAUAAUUGGAGCCGGAGCUGCCGGUUUGGCGGCUGCAUCGCGACUGAUAGAAAAAGGGUUCGAUCCUGCUAAAAUCACGAUCCUAGAAGCUGAAAAUCGUAUCGGUGGUCGCAUUCACACUGUUCCGUUUGGAUCGAGUGUAAUGGAAAUGGGAGCGCAAUGGGUUCACGGGAAAGAAGGCAACGUCAUUUAUCCAUUAGCUGCCGCCGCAGGAGAGACAUGGAAUGAUUUAUUCACCCUCGAAUCGACUGGACAUGCAAAUGACGUGAAUAUGGCCUACACAGAUGGGCGCAAAAUAAGUCCGGUGCAAUUGAGAGAGUUCAAACAAAUCCUAGAAAGAAUUUACGAUGACUCAAAGAGAGAACUUCCCAUUUGGAAAAAAUCUUUGGGCGAAUACUAUGAAAACAAGUAUGGACAACUCUUGGAUCAAGGGGCCUUAACCACCAUGGAUCGGAGGACAGCACUGGAUCUACUGGAUUGGGCUCAGCUUGCGCAAAACAUUGAAGACGGUGCUGAUGACUGGAAGGAGACAUAUGGGGUGGAAUCUCUACACUACUUCCUUGAGGAAGAUUACACCACGGUGUGGAAACGUGGCUACUCUGUUCUAUUCGAUAUCUUGAUGAAAAAUGUUCCAAAGACGAGUAACGGAUUGAAGCUUUCCUUAUCGGAUCGAAUCCAAUUGAAUUCUCCAGUUAAUCUCAUUCGUUGGAAUUCCGCUCCAAGUAGUGGAGUGCAAGUGGUUUGCAGUGAUAGAACGUAUUAUGCUGAUAUGGUCCUCGUUACUUGUUCGUUGGGGGUUUUGAAAGAUAGGGCUGACAAAUUGUUUACCCCUUUAUUGCCUGAAAAGAAGAGGAGAGCCAUUGAAGCAUUAGGUUUUGGGACGGUAAAUAAAAUUUUCCUCGAAUUUCGCAAACCUUGGUGGACUUCGGAGUGGGGUGGAGUCAAUUUCAUCACCGACCCUUCAAAAGUGACUGGUGAAUGGGAAGACAGAGUUCUUGGAUUCUCCACAGUUCGUGGCCAGCCCAACUUACUAAUUGCUUGGGUAACAGGUUCUGCUGCUCGGCAAUUUGAAACUCGUUCAGAGGAUGAAGUACUAAUGAAAUGUUCCACAAUGCUGCGGACAGCUGUCGGUACAGAUUUCGCCUAUGAAGAGCCAACACGAGUUAUUCGCUCUCUAUGGCAAAGCAAUCCUCAUUUUUGUGGGUCUUACAGUUUUCGAUCCAAAAAAAGUGUAGAACUUGAUGUUUGUCCAUCGGAUCUGGCCGAACCGGUCAUCGAUUCAAACGGUUCUGUUCGAUUGUUCUUUGCCGGUGAGGCAACCCACGACCACCGUUACUCGACCGUACACGCAGCGGUUGAGACUGGUUGGCGUGAGGCUGACAGAAUCGUAGAACAUGUAAAGGAAACAAACUUUACCGCCAAACUGUAGUGGGUAUGGCAUUUUCGCAUGACUUCGUUGUUAGGUAAUGCGAAAUAAUGAGGUUUCAUGCCAGGUAUGACAAUGAACUUGUUUAAUUAACUUCAAUACUUAGUGUUGAGUUCCUUAAAUAAAUCAACCAUUCUAAAGGUCAAAA